AGCCCUACACUUUGCUGCAUGGGAGGGCCACCAGCAGUGUGUGGCGGCCCUCUUGCCCGUCACCCCUCCCACUCCCGCACACCUUGAGGCACACACCCCGGUGCACCUCGCCAGUUAUGGUGGCCACGUGGAGGUACUGGAGCAGCUGGCAGGUGCUGGCUGGCCCCUCACCGCCAAGAACAGUGAUGGCGACACACCCAUGCACUCUGCUGCAGGGGCGGGAUGUGCAGCAGCUGUGCAGUGGCUGGUGCAGAGAGGUUGUGACCCACUCGUGCAAUCGAAUGCUGGACACACCCCGCUGGAGUUAGCCGUGCAGCGUGGCCGCCACGAGGUGGAGUCCUGGCUGGUUAAAAAUUGCAGCGGUGUUGUGAGGAGGAAGACUCUGCAUGUGCAGCAAGUGAGGGCGUGGCGGGGCAGGCAUGAACACCACCACUACACAGUCUUGUCCCUGCUGGUGGAGGGCAACGAGGCAGACAUGGCCAACAUCCCCGAACUUUGUGAUGGUCACACGCUGAGCCAGGAUGGCCUGACGCCUCUCCACGCCGCGGCGCUGUGCGGGGCUCCCAGUGCUGCUGUGGAGGCUUUGCUGCGACGCGGCGUGAGCCCUCAUGUGACCACCCCUGACAACAUGACCCCCGCUGACCUGGCACGGCAGCAAGGCCAAGACUCGGUGAAUAAGGGACUACAGCGCCACCACUGUGUACAGGUGUGUGUGUGUGUGUGUGUGUGUGAAUUGAAUUUAUAACUGAAUUGAAUUGAAUUUAUUGAGUAAGGUCAGACUUUCUAUAAAGUAUGGAGCACAGCUCUCCAGCAAAAGAAUACAGACACUGUAGAUUAUAUACAGAACGUGCAUAAUAUUACAUAAGAAAAGACAAAUACAUACAAAUGAAAUACGCUGUAAGCAAUGGCAAAAAAUUAAUAUAAAAAAAUGUGUAUGCAUAUAUAAUGAUACAUACUGUCACUAAUUAAGAAAUAAAAAAAAAACUAUUGAGGUGUUUUGCACACUAUUUAUCUAAACAAGCGUAGCACCAUCCUCAAAAACAAAGAUAAUUUCUUUAUCACAUUUGAACUUAUACUUUGCAUGAACAAAACAUAUUUGAAUUGUG
Molecule: messenger RNA, 1106 nt
Organism: Scylla paramamosain (green mud crab)
Lineage: Eukaryota; Metazoa; Arthropoda; Malacostraca; Decapoda; Portunidae
Exons: 2
Coding region: 200-745 (181 amino acids)
Molecular function (GO): protein binding
Source: RefSeq, a predicted model, not a curated record